Messenger RNA from Melitaea cinxia (Glanville fritillary), 3821 nucleotides. It is a transcript of the gene Pmp70, whose product is annotated as ATP-binding cassette sub-family D member 3. Gene Ontology annotation, biological process: peroxisome organization; long-chain fatty acid import into peroxisome; fatty acid beta-oxidation. NCBI's taxonomy places the organism in Eukaryota, Metazoa, Arthropoda, Insecta, Lepidoptera, Nymphalidae. The transcript has 15 exons. Gene Ontology annotation, molecular function: ABC-type transporter activity; long-chain fatty acid transmembrane transporter activity; ATP binding. The coding region runs from base 235 to 2229 and encodes 664 amino acids. Gene Ontology annotation, cellular component: peroxisomal membrane. The record is from RefSeq and is a predicted model, not a curated record.
CAGCUGUCAGUCAACUUGUCAAGAAGAAGAGUUAUUUUAUUAUUUCCAGUUACGUUUUUAUUUUAUCACGCAUGUCAUGUUAAUAAUUAUUUAAGAAAAUUCAAAUUUUUAUGUAACAUACUUUCAUACACGUUCAAACACACGUAUAAUGUUUUACGGAGUGAUGAUAUAAUGUGUAUAUGACUAGUUUUUGAUAUUGUUUAAUUGUGUACCUAUAAUUAUAAUAAAAAUACAAUGGCUCCGAAUUUUAGUAAAAUUACCUCAAGAAAUGAUAUAAAAAUUGGUCUAGCCGCCUCUGCGGCGUUAAGUGCAUGGCUAUUGAGAAAUUUCUUUAAAUCAAGAUCCUCAAAAAAUGUUAGACCGGUGCUAUCUCCAGAGGAAAGAGUGCAAUAUAUGAUAAAAGACAAAGACCAAAAGGGGCCUAAAGCACAAGUGGAUGCAAGAUUUUUUGCAGAACUUAAAGUACUAUGGGGUAUAAUGGUGCCAGGUAUAUGGAGCAAGGAGAGUGCUUUCAUGGGGUUGAUCGCUCUUUCUCUCAUCGCAAGAACACUCUGUGACCUGUGGCUCAUCCAGCACACAACAUUAAUUGAAGGAUCAAUAAUUACAAUGAAUCACAAGGAGUUCAGGCGGUUAUUAAUACAAUUCUUUAUGUCGAUGCCGUUGAUUUCCCUGGUUAACAAUGUACUAAAAUGGAGUAUAGGAGAAGUGAAACUAAGAUUAAGAACAAAUCUGUCGUUACAUUUAUAUCAACAGUAUCUGAAAGGUUUCACAUACUACCAAGUGACGAAUUUAGACAACAGAAUAACAAAUGCAGAUCAGUUGCUGACCACAGACAUAGAUAAAUUCUGUGAAACGGUCAUAGACUUGUACAGUAACAUCAGCAAACCUCUACUGGAUAUUUCAAUAUAUUUAUACAGGUUGACAGUGAAUUUGGGUGCUUCGACCCCAGGAAUCAUGAUGGCCUACUUAUUCUUUUCUGGAAUAUUCUUGACUUAUCUUAGAAAACCAACAGCUCGCAUGACGGUACAGGAACAAAAGCUUGAAGGUGAAUUUAGAUACGUCAAUUCAAGACUCAUCACAAAUUCAGAAGAAAUUGCCUUCUAUCAAGGAAAUCAUCGCGAACAGUUAACUAUACUGGCCAGUUUCUACAAGCUAACACGGCAUCUUCGCAAGUUCCUCAACUUCAGAGUCGGAAUGGGAUUUAUAGAUAAUAUUAUAGCUAAAUAUAUCGCGAUUACGGUCGGUUUCUACGCGGUGUCGCGGCCGUUCUUCGUAACGGAUCAUAAUUUGUUAACCACGGGAACUGAACAAGACAGAUUUAGGCACUACUACACGUACGGGCGCAUGCUGGUCAAGAUGGCGGAGGGCAUCGGUCGGCUCGUGCUGUCGGGCCGCGAGCUCAGUAAGCUGGCGGGGCUCACCGCGCGCGUCACGCAGCUGCGCGCCGUGCUCGAGGACAUCAACCGCGGCAACUACAGCCGCACCAUGGUGGAGCGCCAGAACGAGAACGGUCCACCGAUGAUCCUUGCGCCCGGCGCAGGUAAGAUCAUCUACCAGGACAAGAUCAUCCGUUUCGACAAAGUGCCUCUCGUGACGCCCAAUGGAGACGUGCUCAUUAAAGAACUUACUUUUGAAGUCAAGUCUGGCAUCAAUGUAUUAGUCUGUGGUCCCAAUGGUUGCGGCAAGUCUUCAAUGUUCCGUAUGUUGGGAGAGUUGUGGCCUAUAUUCGGCGGAACACUCACGAAGCCGCCCAAAGGAAAGCUGUUUUACGUACCGCAGCGACCUUAUAUGACUCUAGGCACGUUUAGAGAUCAAGUGAUCUACCCGCAAACGCGCGAAGAGAUGACGAGGCGCGGCCGCACUGACGCCGAGCUCAAGCGAUUUCUGGACAUCGUUCAGCUGUCGUACCUGGUGCAGCGCGAGGGCGGCUGGGACGCCGUCGAGGACUGGAUGGACGUGCUCUCGGGCGGCGAGAAGCAGCGGAUCGCUAUGGCGCGACUGUUCUACCACGCGCCACAAUUCGCGAUCCUGGACGAAUGUACAAGUGCAGUUUCCGUUGACGUAGAGGGACACAUGUACCAGUACUGCAGAGAGACGGGAAUAUCUCUGUUUACGGUUUCACAUCGCAAGUCUCUGUGGAAACAUCACGACCAUUACUUGCAAAUGGACGGGCGUGGAGGAUACGUAUUCGGUGAAAUCGACAACGAAACUACAGAAUUUGGGUCGUGAUUGUAGAAUAAAUAGAUAUUUAAGGGGUUAUUUCUAUGAAAAACUACAUCUAGUGUCUACAAUCUUGUUUGUUGAUAAACAUUAUCUUGCAUAUAAGUUACUGAUAUACUUCAUAAGGAAGCAGCGAAACAGGACCUUAGUAUCUAUUUUACCUCAUCUAAUAACUACAACUUUUGCGACAAAAAUUUAGUUGAAAGUAAAAAUAAAAAUAAGUGGAUGAUAAAUUUUUAUUUGUUGUAUAUACGGCAUAUACUUUUAUUCACAUAAAAAAAAAUAGUAAAACGUCAACGUAACUGGCAGGUAAAGGUAUAUUCACAAUUAAGUGAAAAAUACAAACAAUAUUGAAUUAUUGAUUUUAUUAACAAAAAUCUAACUGUCUCAAAUGUUACUAAAUAUUAAUUGUAGGUAAUACACAAAGGACUUUGAUGCUAUAUGAAAAUUCUGAAUUCAGACAGCAGUUAGUCACUUUGAACUUGGUUUUAUAAUCUAAUAAAAACGUAGAGUCAAUUCUAAUAUUAAUAAUGAAGACAUACUAAUGCAAAUAAAGUUGCACCAAUUAAACUAUUAACACAAUAUUUAACUAUAACUUAAGAUAGUAACAUCAAUUGUUACAUUUUUAUGUAAAAAUACGAAUUGUGAUCUUAGAACAAAUAACUUCUAGAACAAUCCGAUAAAAAAACUAUGUUUAUACACAAAAAAACUAAUGUUUUAUUAUAACCUAGUAAGUAUUCUAAUUGAAUGAUGUAUAUAUAUUUCUAAAAUUUAUUCAAGCUUCAAAAAAUUCUGUAAGUAUAUUUAAUUUUGGGUUAUAUUUUUAAUUAUGUCCUAUUUAUAGUCAUUUUAUGCUAAAUAUUAUUAAAUUAUUGAACUUUUUAUAUUGAACAUAUUUUGUGUGUAUUUAUCAUUCUGCAAGUUUUACAAAAUGUCUUAAAACAUCGGUAGUUUAAAAUUUCUAUUAUAAGUAAAAAAAUCUUUGUGAAUGUUUAUUUAUAACUUAAUAUCAUGACGGAAUAUUUUUUUCUUAGCACUUAAGUAUAAAAAAAAAUGUUAAUGUAUUAUCAUAUGUAAUUCAUGUAUGUUUUUGUAUACAUCUUAUGAGUGAAUACUUUUGAUGUAAUAGUUAAGUUUAUAGAUAAAACUAAUAUAUUGAUCAAAUCAAAAUAUUUAAAAACCAAGUUUAAAAAUAAAAGCCUUUUCAAUGCCUUUAAACUCAAAUACCGUAAGAAAGUAGUAUUUAUAAUACAAAGUAACUAUUAAUAAAAUUAUAAAUUAUUACAAAACAUUCCUAUGAAGUAAACACCCAUAUUAAAGAAUAAAUAAAUCGUCAAUACAUUGUCUCAAGUAAUAUUUUUAAUUGAUGAUAUAAUUCAUUGAAAAAAAAUAUACUGACCAUUUUAUAACAGAUUCGCAUAUAUUUCGUAUUUUACUAGUAAUGGGACCAUUUGUCUAAAAUGAACAUAGGUAGUGAUUUUAUUUAUGUACGUACAAAGAAAUGUAAAAAUCACAUUUAUGAAAUUAGCUUAUUAACUAUGAUUUAUAUGUAAAAUGGGUUGUUUAUCAAGUUUGAUCUUAUACAUGAAAUGUAAUGAAAA